Chrysoperla carnea is the source of this 6357-nucleotide messenger RNA. RefSeq names its product mucin-3A. The transcript has a single exon. Lineage: Eukaryota; Metazoa; Arthropoda; Insecta; Neuroptera; Chrysopidae. The record is from RefSeq and is a predicted model, not a curated record. Bases 1 to 6306 code for a protein of 2101 amino acids.
AUGGCGUUCACAAUUACAAUAAUUCUAGUCGUCACAACACCAAGAAUAUUAGCAGAGUCUUUAAAACCAGAAACACAGGAUUUGAUUGACGCAAGUGAAUGGAUACCAAUGCGUCAACCAUGUUUAACGUGCCAUGAAGAACAUCAACAAUCUUCAAGUCUUGUUGAAAGUGAUCAACAAAAUUUAGCUUCAACAGUAGUCCAACAAGAUGAAUCCAUACAGCUCAAUCCACAAACACCUAAUGGGGCUCAACAAAAAACAGGUCGUGUAUUAAAUACCGCGGUAGCGUUUCAACGUAAUUUUCUACCUAGACAACAUCCACAACAGUUGCAUCAGCGACAAAUAGAGUCAUCACCAGGAAAUCAACCGUUUUUAUAUAAUUUAGUACCUCCAAGUGGACAACAAAAUUAUCAACCACGGCAACAGCCCCAAACACAUUUGACACCCCAAUUCUUACCACAUUUAGAGAAUGCUAAUUUUAAUGCUCCAAUCUUCUCACCAAAUGCUCAGACAUUUUUACCCCCUGCUCCUCAACAAGUAGCUCCCCUUCAACAUCAUCAAGGACCACGUCAUCAACAGCCUCAACAACAAUUUUACUUAAAUCAACCUCAAGAUGAUUUUCAUUUAUUGCAACAAAUUUUAAACAGCCAAAAUGGACAGUUUGCAAACUCAAUUUUUGAUAUUCCACAAUCGAUACCAUUAAAUCAAACACAAACAUAUCAACCUGUCCAAUAUAUCACAGAGUCCACUUCCGCUUCAACUGCAAAAUCAACAUCUGCUCCAUCAACUACAACAAUUUCACCACGAAGUUCAUCGUCUUCAAAACCUAAUGAAGAAAUUUCCUUACUUUAUGUUCCAUUGGAAUCAUUCUCGCGACAACGUGGAGGUAGUGGAUCAAGAAACUCGAAGCCAGAAGUAAUUACAGAAAAAUCUUUCCACUCAACACCUUCAUACCAUUCAUUACAAUCACAAAUUGAGCAAGAUUUUGCUCAACAGAAUUACCAAUCUCAUCAAUUACAAGAGCAAUUUAAUAAUGAUCAACACUCGAAUCCUCCACCACGUUCAACAACACUUGUUGGUAUUGUAACCGAUGCACCGAAACCAACAACUCAAGCAACAGUAACGCAUAAAAAGAAAAAUAAACUAAAGCCACAUCAACCGCCAUUGGCCGUAUUUAUGAAUGGUGAAACUGAUAACUCAAAAGAUGAAGUUAAGGUAACUGAUGUCUUAUCUGUAUUAAAUAGUGCAAGAACAAUUGAUGUUCUUGAUCAAAUAGGUCCAAAAAUGCCACAAGUGUUUGUAGGACCGUCAAAUCUUAAACCUCCAGAAGGAUAUGCCAAAUUCGAUUUACCAUAUUUGUCAAAUUUGGACCAUAAUCGUAUACAACGUAAAGUUGAGCAACUUCCAUUUUUUGUUGCACCGCUAAGUUAUAAUGUUCCAGACGGUUAUCAAAAAAUUCCUUUCCCGUCACCACAUGUUGGGUCAGUGGUGAUACGAGACAUGAAAGACUUACAUAAUAAAGAACAACCAGAAGCCAGACCAGUACAAUCGGAAAAUAUUUUUUCGAAUCCAUUGCUAAAUCAAUUUAAUUCAAAUUUUGAAAUUCCAUCAUUUCAAUCUUCUCAAAACCAGCAGCCACAAUCACAGAAAUUUUCAUCGAAUUUCUUCGAUACGUCAUCAUUUGGAACAUCGCAAUCACCAUUAUUUGGUCAAUCGCAAUCGCCGUCAUUUGAUCAAUCGUCAUCACCGACAUUUGGUCAAUCGCCAUCACCAUCAUUUGGUCAAUCGCCAUCACCGUCAUUUAGUCAAUCGCCAACACCAACAAGAGGUGAAACUAGACCAAAACAACAAUAUCAAUAUAGUCCAACAACCUCUCAAACACCUGCACCUACAAGGCAGCAACAAUACUUCACCGAAUCGGUCACACCUGCAAGACAAAAUCAACAGUUCACUGAAUCCACUAUUUCUCCAUUAAUAUCAUCUCAAAAUAAUGCGGGUGCAUUGGAUAAUUACUACUUUACAAAGUCUAGCCCAAGGCCCGAAACUGAAUCAAAACGAAGGCCAUAUAAAAUUGGAACAACGCCUAGUGAAGCUUCGGCAAGUGUUAGUACUCCUUCUCAACAAUUUGUCUCAUCAACGCCAUCAAGUUUAUCGGAUUACACAAUUUUGGAACAAUUCCCAAUACGUGACUCACAUAGCACCACACCUGCAGGACUUUAUCGUGAUAAAUAUCGUGUACAACAACAGCAACAACCAGAAAUAAUCACAGGUCAACAAUAUCAAACACAACAACCAAAAUUCAAUUAUAAUUUUACGCCAAACGUACCACAAUUACAAGUUUCGCAGUUCCAAGAUGAGCUAUCCGCUACAAUUCAACCGAAUAAUCCAUUACGUUAUCAAACACCAAGUGCUCCUGCCAUUGUUUCAACCGAGCCAUCAACGACACAACAACCCAAAAAUAAUCAAGAAAUAUACUCACAACAGUUAAAAAAUUCAUACACUUUGGAAUCAACUCAACCCAAAAUACAACCACAAUUUUAUCAAGAACAAAUUCCAUUCUCACCAAUUCAUCAGUUACAAACACAUCAUGCGCCAAAAUAUGAACAAGUUUAUCAACCCGAACCUCAAUCUCCAUUCCCUGGUUCAAUAAGUUCUGAUCACAACGCCGAACUCCAAAAUCAUGUACAAGAACAAAACUCACAAUAUAAUAUAUCAUCUUUACUUCCACCUAUUAAUCCACAAUUACCCGGUUUAAUCAAUUCUUUACAAGAUGAACAAGCUUCGUUAUCAUCUCCAACACCAGGAGGAUCAUCUAGUUCAAUUGCUGAUUCUUAUCCAAAGUCAUCGACACAGCAAAGUACUGUGACACAACAUGAAACAUAUACACGGCGUCCAGUGACGCGAGGACGUCAAAGGCAUCCUAGUUUACGCCCAACAGCAUCCACUACUGAAUCUCCAGCUACUGUAACAACACCUCGAUCUCGUGGAACAACGCCCCAACGAAGACGAAGACCACAAUAUAAUGGUCGUCCUCGCCAAGAACAUGACAAUAGUGGUGAAGAGCCAAAUUAUCCUCCAAGAUUUUUAAGCACUAGUACCACAACCACUACUACAACUACUACAACAGCAGCCCCAACAACAGAGGUGGUUAGGAUUACCAGUCCUCGAACAACUCGCGGUCGAUAUAACUAUCAAUCAAAUACGGAACAUAGCACAGAAUUACCACGACGAAAUAUUGUAACCCGAACACGCUUCCGAACACGAGGACGUCAAACUACGACUACAACAACCACAACAACUACACCAGAACCCCCUGUAGCAUCAUCUACAACGGAUAAUGAGUACUUAUUAAAUGGCCAUCAAAAUAAUGCAGCUUUAACGGAGCGUAGUUUUGCAUAUACAUCAGGAGAUAAUGGUUUACAGCAUCAAUUCCAACAACCUAAAUUUGAAAGUGGUUUCCAAGUAUCGCAACAAGAUUAUUUACAAAACCCUACUCCAAGCCAAAAUUAUCAGCAACAAUAUGAAGAACAACAAUACGAUAAUGGUAGCAACCAACAACAAUCAGAUGAAUUGUCCCAGCAAAAUUAUUACAAUCCUCAACAAUAUCAACAACAAAGUAUUUCUUCCACUCAAAGAUAUGAGAAUCAACCUGAGGGAGUUUCAUCGUAUCCAUCAACGACACAGAACGUCCGGUUUGUAGAUAUUAAUUCAUACAGCUCUGGCCCAACCACUGUUGCAGCUCAACCUCAACGUAAUGUUGAACCAGAAGUCAUUUCAAAGCCAAUUGACGGACAAUCAGCCUAUGUACGAUUUAAUGGUGGGCAACAACAAAGUUCUUUCGUCCAAUCACCAACAUCGGAGCGGACUUCAACUAUUAGCUCCAGACGACAAAAUCAAUCUGCACGAAUCAAAAAUCGACCACGAGGUCGUAUUUAUACAACCACUACCACAGAAAACGAACCAAUUCGUAUUUCAUCAACGACUACAGAAAAAUCAAAUCAAGAUGAAGAACAAGAAUUUUACGGAUUCUUCCGUACUCCAUCGUUUGCACCACCUGCAAGCAGUGAACCAAGUACAACAGUUCGCCCACAAUAUUUAGUAAACCCAAGUACUUCACGGCCCUUAUAUGAACAAAACGUUGUUCGUAGUAGUACAACAUCACCAAAAUAUUCGAAUCCAAGUAUAGAACAACAAUUUACUGAUGACCAAUCUGCCAAUCAAUAUUACUCACAAAGUGAGAAUCCUAAUAAAUAUUAUACACAAACUGAGAAUCCUGCCAAAUAUUAUUCACAAAGUGAGAAUCCUAACAAAUAUUUAACGCAAACUGAAUCACCCAAAUAUUUUUCACAAUCGUCAUCAGAUAUAUCAAAUAAUUUCUAUUUGCAAACGGAAAAUCCAAAUAAUCAAUAUUUCUCACAAACCGAACGUUCUUCAACUGAAUCCGCAGAUACCAUAUAUGUUGAUAGUUCUGGUCGACAAACUUCACCAUCUCCUUCAUAUUAUCCAGAACCAAAUCAAAAUGACUCACAAUCACCAUCCCCCGUGUACAUAGCUUCGCCUAGUACUGAUAAAUCUGAAGAAAUCCAAAGUUUUAACGAUGACAUUACCACAGAGAAAAGAUCAAAACAAUACUUUAUCAGUAGCAAAGUACCUACUUCAAAUCGACGUCCAGUAACGACCACACAAUAUUAUCCAUCAACAACAGCUCGAAGUGUAGUGAAUACAAGUGGACGAUAUACCGUACGACCACCAACUAAGCAAAGUGGUGAUAAUGCACCAAAAGUUGUAAAAAUUCGCGGUCGUAUGAGAAAACCUAUAUCUCGAACAACCACUACUACUGAAGAUUCUUUUGAAGAUGACACCGCAUCUGGAGAAGUGUUAUCACAGCAAUAUGAAGAAAGAAUAUCAUCUCCAGUACCACAUAGUGAAACAUACACACAACGGACAGAACAAAAUGUAGUAAAACUAGCGAAACGUCCACUUUCAAGCCGUGGUCAAAUCAAUUACCGAAAAACUGUAGGAGGAAACGUUGCUGGAAUUGGUAGCAACGAUGACGAUGAUGGACUCGAAGCACCAAAUUAUCCACAAGAAUUUUUAAUCGCACACGAUUUAAGUACUAAACGCCCUGAUUUUAAAAUCACUGUUGGACCUCUUGAACAAAGUGAAUCGUCCUACUCUGAUCAAAUUCCGUACCAAUCAAUUUCACGUCCAAAAGUGAUCCUUCGAAGUCCAGAAGAUGGUGUUUCUGAAAGUCAAUGGUCAACAAAAUAUACAACUACAUCAUUUUUCCGCAAACCAAACAGCAAUGACAUUCCUACUGAAGAUAAGCAAGUAAAUAAGAAUGUAUCAAGUUCGGAAAAUAUUACAGCUGUUGAUACUUCGCCAGAUAAUUCGGCAACGACUGAAGGUAAAAGCAUAUUUGAACAAAUAUUCGAUGAAAUGGCGAAAUUUGGAAUGGGAGAAGAUGAAACUACAACAACAAUUGAAGCAAUUACCGAAAGUAACACGGAUGUUGAAGGGGAUGUAGCAAUUGGAGAAAUUAAAGUACGUAAAGGUAAACGUCGUGGAUAUUGGAAGCGAGUCCGAGUUCGUCCUGUAGAUGGUUUACAAGUUGCUGAAUCACAGAAUAUUGCUGCUGCUACAAAUUUAAUAUCCGACUCAGCAAAGAAGACAUAUCCAAGACCAACCAUUGAACAAUAUGUUAUUUCAUUCGAACAACCUGAAAUCAAGGACCAGUUCGAAGAAAUAAAGGAAACAACUAUUGCACCAAUCAAAAAUCUUGAUUUUGUAACCGUUUUACCAGUUUCAUUAAAUCUUACAGACAUACUUUUAGAUAAUGUAACAAACACAAACGAAACUUUAAAUGGUAGCAAUAUCGAAACAAGUACAUUAUCUAACCUCAAAGAAAAUGUGACACUUGAAAAUGAAAAUAAAAUUGAAAGUAAAACUGAAGCAAAUAACGACGUUAAAAUAACAACUGAAACCACAGACGAUGAGAUUGUAACUACCGAAACGACACUAAUCCAAACGACGAUCCAAAAUUCACUACCAGAUGUUGCUACGGAAAAUCAAAUUAACGAAACGAAUUUUAUAUCAGAAAAAAUUAAUGAUAUUACAAAGAAAGUUGAGGAGAAAGAAAAUGAAGAUAAAAAACUUGAUAUAACCGAUCCAUUUGUGUUAGGUACAUCAACAUCAACAGAAAUUUCACACGAGACAGAAAUUUGCUAUCGAGGUCGUUGCGUUAAAUCAAAUACAACAUCCGUAUCAUCGGCCGAACAAAAUGACAGUCGAGGACAGUUGUUAUAAAAAUGUAGUGAUUAUAUUUUUUUAAAUUUUUGAUGCCAAAUACCUUAUUAU